UUUACAAAUACAAUAAUUAUUUUCGAAAUUAUGGCAAAUUUUGGGUACGUCUGAAAAUUGUGCAACGCGUCACUUCACUAAACGAGAAACUUUCCACCAGUGUUCCGACUUGUGCUGGUUUUACCUCAAAUUUUAAGUAUGCAAGCGGAUAAGAUGUUAAAAGUCAGGCAAAUGCCGCCCAACGAUAAGCAAGUGACUGAGAAUCUCAAGAAUCUUAAAGCGAAAGCCGAAGUAGCCGUGCAAAAUCUUAAACGUUGCUGUUACAAGCCGAUCGAGUGCACGCAUCUCACACUCGAAGGAUACGAGUAUUGCUUGAGACACAUUCUGAGUGACAAAAAUGCACCGUACAAGCAGUGUGCGUUUAUUUAUGCCGCAAAUGGGAAGCGGUGUCAUCUACCUUGUCCCCGCGAUAAAAAAGAUCCUGGCUACUGCAAUGAACAUGCCUUAAAAACUCAACUGCAAAACUGGAAACGGAACAGUCAUAAUCAGCCACCUCGUACCGCCGAAGUAUUACUCCAUUCAUUAGUACAUUACAUUCACAAACCGAAGGCCCACACUUCGUCCACAAAUGAAGAUACCAUAAUCGUCGAUGACGUCGAUAGUAGAACAACAAAAAGUUUAAACCCGUUCACUGACAUAAACGUUAAUGGAAUUUUAUCUUCGGGCAGCCAAAUUUUGGACAUGUGCAGUGAUUCCGAAAGUGACGUGGACGCGACAUCUUUCGGCUCGAUUUGGCACGACAUACAAGCGGAAAGUUCGGAUAAUGACAGUAUCGAUUCCGAGCAGGAAGACGUCUUGAAACACGCGAGGUUGUAUACUGCCGAAGAGAUUUGUUUGAUUACGAGGGAUAAGUUAAUGCGACUACAAAAUCUUUAUUCCGAACAGUACCGAUACUUACAUCAUUCACUUCGAGAGAGAAGGCGGCGAUAUCUCCAUGCGGUAAAGCGAGAAAAAGAAUCUCAUUGUAACAUCGCAAAUCAAGUGCACGAGACUACCAAAGAACGUCGAUUAUAUAAGAAGUUAAAGGCAUAUAAUAGCUAUCAUAAAAGACAUGGAAGUGAUGCUAUUUGCAACAAACGGUUAAACGAACGUAGGCUCAAGAUUACGGAAGGUGUCACACCAAAAACUCACGUGUUUACUAAAUGUGUUUAUACUGAAGGUGGUGUCAAAUGUGGUUCACGAGCACUUCCUGUCACCAGACAUUGUCGCAAACACAUUCUCGAGGACACAAAUCAAAUUUUAUUCCGGUCGUGUGGAAAGAUUCAAAACGAAAUUGAAUGCCAAACUGCAGUCGAAGGGAUUUUUGACAACACCACGUGCAGAUUACACACUGACAUUCCCGAGGUUCGUUCAUAUGCAAAUGCAAGGAUGAUAAAAAACUUAAAAGACUCCGAAUCCGACUAUGAUGAAUCUUUGGACGCGCCAACGGUUACCCAACCUUCUAUCAAAACGGAAGUAGAAGAGCCAAAACCCAGUAUUACUGAUGACACAAAUAUGGUCUCAGCAACACCCAUUUUUGGUGACGGAAAUCUUGUAAAGGAUUUAGGUGUAGUUGAACCGAUGGACAUUACACAAGAAUUGUCUCCCAAACAGGAACCGCAACCAACAAUACCCGACGAAGCAAUGGUGACGAAGGAGGAAACGUCCUAGAAAGUGAUGUUGUAGAAUCCAGAUGAUUCCAGAUUAUUGAUAUUUGUUGUACUUUUGCAUUCUAAUUAAUAAUUGUUAUUUAUUGAGCAAUACAUGCAUUACUGUCUUA
This is a messenger RNA of Photinus pyralis (common eastern firefly), 1759 nucleotides long. RefSeq names its product KAT8 regulatory NSL complex subunit 2 (gene dgt1). NCBI's taxonomy places the organism in Eukaryota, Metazoa, Arthropoda, Insecta, Coleoptera, Lampyridae. The transcript has 9 exons. The record is from RefSeq and is a predicted model, not a curated record. Gene Ontology annotation, cellular component: NSL complex. The coding region runs from base 139 to 1650 and encodes 503 amino acids.